Molecule: messenger RNA, 1029 nt
Organism: Manihot esculenta (cassava)
Lineage: Eukaryota; Viridiplantae; Streptophyta; Magnoliopsida; Malpighiales; Euphorbiaceae
Product: receptor-like protein 7
Exons: 2
Coding region: 1-1029 (342 amino acids)
Molecular function (GO): protein binding
Source: RefSeq, a predicted model, not a curated record
AUGGAGUCACCACCUUUGUUCGUUCGGUUGCUUUCCUUUCUCAUGUUGACGACGUUGUGCCAUGCUAUAGCAUUUACGCAGUCUUUUAACUCUUCUAUUCAACGAUGCCAUGAUGAUGAAAGCUUGGCCUUGCUGCAAUUCAAAAAUAGCUUCAACAUCUCUAGCUCUUGUUCUUAUUCAAAGCUUGAAUCAUGGAAGCUAAAUCAAGGCGUAAGAUCAGGUGAGUGUUGCUCAUGGGAUGGUGUGGAGUGCGAUGAGAAAACUAAUCAUGUCGUUAGCCUUGAGCUAAAUGAGAGUUGUAUUUAUGGGUCGAACAACUCCAACAACACUCUCUUUCGCCUUGUCCAUCUUCAAAGACUUAAUCUUGGAAGCAACGACUUCAUCCACUCUCAAAUCCCAUCCGAAAUAGGCCAACUCUCGAGGUUAACUCAUCUCGACCUUUCUUUUUCUAGCUUUUCUGGUGAAAUCCCAGUUGAAAUCUCUAAUCUUUCAAGCUUGGUUUCCCUUGAUCUAUCUCGUAAUCUUGAUUUCAUUAGUUAUGAUGGAUUAUUGAAGCUCCGUAAGACUAGCUUCAGAGGUCUAGUUCAAAACAUGACCAAUUUGAAGGAACUUGAUCUAGAAUACGUGGACAUUUCUUCAACGGUACCUAAGGUUCUCGCAAAUCUUUCAUCUUUGGAGUCUCUCCAUCUUUGUGGUUGUGAAUUGCAUGGUGAAUUUCCGGCGAGCAUUGAAAAUCAACUUACUGGUCCAAUCCCACCCCAGAUUAACAAUCUCACCUCGCUAUCCUCGUUGUACCUUUCAUCAAAUAAAUUGCAAGGUUCAAUUCCUAUCAAUUUCUCUCGACUCAAUCAACUUGAAUUCCUUGAUCUUCAUUCAAAUACUUUAGCUGGGUCAUUGGAUCUAAGCUCAUUCUUUCAGCUCAACCAGUUAACCGAACUGAUCUUAUCAUUUAAUAGCUUGUCCAUGCACUCUACAAUGGCUACAAAUGGCUACCUUCCGUACUUGAGAGCUUUAGGAUUGGCUUCUUGA